This is a messenger RNA of Sclerotinia sclerotiorum 1980 UF-70, 1275 nucleotides long. RefSeq lists its product as hypothetical. Gene Ontology annotation, molecular function: monooxygenase activity; FAD binding. NCBI's taxonomy places the organism in Eukaryota, Fungi, Ascomycota, Leotiomycetes, Helotiales, Sclerotiniaceae. Gene Ontology annotation, biological process: response to antibiotic. Bases 1 to 1275 code for a protein of 424 amino acids. The record is from RefSeq and is a predicted model, not a curated record. The transcript has 3 exons.
AUGUCUCUUCCAAAAAUUGCCGUCAUAGGUGCUGGCCCAGCGGGGUUAACUUUUGCUCGUCUCGUUCAAUAUAAUGGUAUCCCAUGUACCAUAUUCGAGUUAGACGAAGAUCGAAAUGCACGUACUCGAGGAGGUACACUCGAUAUUCAUGAGGGAUCUGCUCAAGUUGCACUGCGUGAAGCUGGAUUGUACGAACAAUUCUUGGCAGUUGCACGACCUGAGGGCGAAGUUCUCAAAAUCUACGACCCGUCUGGAAAUUUGCUUAUGGAUGAGAGUAAAGAAAUUGGUGAAAGCAGACCAGAUUCUUUCAAAGGCCGACCUGAAGUCGACCGAGUCCAGCUCCGUAACAUGCUUUUGGAUUCUCUUGAGCCUGGUAGCAUCAAGUGGGGACACAAACUACAACGUGUGGAAACAUCCGUUGACGGAACUUCCCUCACAUAUGAUCUACACUUUAAGGAUUCUGUUGAGAGAGGGUUUGACUUGGUUGUUGGAGCGGAUGGAGCCUGGAGCAAAGUGCGCCACAUAAUCUCCAACACAAGGCCAAAGUUCGCUGGAAUCACUGGAGUAGAAGCCAAGGUUUUGAAUAUCGAUCAGAAGGACCCAGCUCUUGCAAAAAGAGUAGGCCUGGGUAUGUGUCUUACUCUCGGCAACCACCAAACCGUAUUGUCACAGCGUAAUGGAGAUGGAUCUGUCCAAACAUAUGGAUUCUUCCGAAGACCUGAAGAUUGGCAAGAAACCUGCGGUAUCGACUGGUCCGCUCCUGGUGUUGGACAGAAGUUUGUGGAUAAAUAUUACGAAGACUGGGACCAAGAUGCGAAGGACCUGAUAACCAAGAGUGAUGAGGAACCAAUCCCAAGGCCAAUGUAUAUGCUUCCAAUUGGUCAUAGAUGGCUUCACAGAGCUGGUGCAACCCUAUUAGGUGAUGCGGCUCAUCUCAUGACUCCAUUUGCGGGUGUAGGAGUAAACGUUGCGAUGGAGGAUGCAAUGGAACUUGCAAGGGCUAUAAUUGCUCGCAAACCAACCUGGGAAGGAAAAGAAAACUUCAAUGACGCAGAGGGUUUGUCGGAAGCUGUAAGAAAAUAUGAGCUGGCCAUGUUUGAUCGUGCAGAGGGGUAUGCGAAGGAAACCUGGAUGUACUUGAACCUUUUCUUCAACGAAAGAGGGGGACACGCAAUGGUCGAAAGCUUCGCUGAACAAAAAAAGCAGCAGCAAAAGGAAGCCGAGUCGAAGAUUUUGGAGAAAGAGACGAUCAAUACCGAGGUUGUAAGCGCCUAA